AUUUUGAGCAGUAAUGGACCUCUUUAGAGUUAGGUUUUUCUGUUUGUUUUGUUUUGUUUUUUACCUUGCAGCAUCACACAGGUGCACAACUUUAUGGAUCUGAUCUCUUCUUUAUGCUUUUUUUCCCCUUCUGCUUUCUUUCACUUACAUCAGUUUGCAUAAAUGAAUGCACUGUCGAGUUCCCAUGAAGAGUAGACAAAAAUACAGGUGUCCUCAUAAUAAUCAGUGCCACUAAUUCUCCACUCCAGUUAUACUUCAGUCUCAGAGAAAUACUAUAUAAAGCAGACGGCACAGUUAUUACUAGAGGAACUGAGGUUACUGAUUAGAAGGGAACGUAAUCAGGUAGAUUGAGCCUGGGAGGGAAGAAACCAUUGCCGUGAGAGGGGAGCAUUGGCAAAAUGCUGUCUGUGAAGCUGACUCUGUGAAGAACACCUCACUAUUUACAGCAACCGGAGUGGAAGAAACAGGUGCAAAAAGAUUGUGCGUUUGUUCGCUUUUGUGAGCCUGGAUAGAGAUUAUGUACCUGUUUUAUCUGUGCCUGGCUAUGGCUCUACCUCCAGGUUUAUCAUACCCCAUAGAAUGUGUAAGAGAAAAGUACCAACAGGGAAAUCAGCAAAAAGCUUUUCUAUGAAGGUGUAACCAGCCUCCGCAGAAUUUGAAAUGUCUGAGGUCUCAUCUGAUGAAAGAGAAGAUGUUCAAAAGAAAACAUUCACAAAAUGGAUAAAUGCACAAUUUUCUAAGUUUGGAAAGCAGCACAUAGAGAACCUCUUCAGUGACCUGCAGGAUGGGAGACGCCUCCUGGACCUCCUUGAAGGCCUAACAGGGCAAAAACUGCCAAAAGAAAAAGGAUCUACACGAGUUCAUGCCCUGAACAAUGUCAACAAGGCACUGCAGGUCUUGCAGAAAAAUAAUGUUGAUUUAGUGAAUAUUGGAAGCACUGACAUAGUUGAUGGAAAUCAUAAACUGACUCUUGGUUUGAUUUGGAAUAUAAUCCUCCAUUGGCAGGUAAAAAAUGUAAUGAAAAAUAUCAUGGCUGGAUUGCAACAAACCAACAGUGAAAAGAUUCUCUUGAGCUGGGUCCGACAAUCAACUCGUAAUUAUCCACAAGUUAAUGUUAUCAACUUUACCACCAGCUGGUCUGAUGGCCUGGCGUUGAAUGCUCUCAUUCAUAGUCAUAGGCCAGAUCUGUUUGAUUGGAAUAGUGUUUGCCAGCAAUCAGCCACACAACGACUGGAACAUGCAUUCAACAUUGCCAAAUGUCAGUUAGGCAUAGAGAAAUUACUCGAUCCUGAAGAUGUUGCUACCACUUGUCCAGAUAAGAAGUCCAUCUUAAUGUAUAUAACAUCACUGUUUCAAGUUUUGCCUCAGCAAGUCAGUAUUGAAGCUAUUCAGGAAGUGGAAAUGUUGCCAAGGCCAUCAAAGGUGACUAAAGAGGAACACUAUGAAUUACAUCACCAAAUGCAUUAUUCUCAACAGAUCACUGUCAGUCUUGCACAGGGCUAUGAGCAAACAACUUCUUCUUCUAAGCCUCGAUUCAAGAGCUAUGCCUAUACACAGGCUGCUUAUGUCACCACCUCCGAUCCCACAAGGAGCCCAUUUCCUUCAAAGCAUUCAGAAGCUCCUGGAGACAAGUCCUUUGGCAGUUCUUUGACAGAGACUGAAGUGAACCUGGACAGCUACCAAACAGCUUUAGAGGAAGUCCUCUCAUGGCUUCUUUCAGCUGAGGAUGCAUUGCGAGCGCAAGGAGAGAUUUCAAAUGAUGUAGAAGAAGUAAAGGAACAAUUUCAUACUCAUGAGGGGUACAUGAUGGAUUUAACAGCCCACCAGGGACGGGUUGGUAAUGUCCUACAAUUGGGCAGUCAACUGAUUGGAACCAGAAAACUAUCAGAAGAUGAAGAAAUUGAAGUCCAGGAACAAAUGAAUCUCCUAAAUUCAAGAUGGGAAUGCCUCAGAAUAGCUAGCAUGGAGAAACAGAGCAAUUUACAUAAAGUUCUAAUGGAUCUUCAGAAUCAAAAACUAAAAGAGUUAAAUGAUUGGCUAACAAAAACUGAAGAGAGAACAAAGAAAAUGGAGGAAGAACCCCUUGGACCUGACCUUGAAGACCUAAAACGCCAAGUACAACAACAUAAGGUGCUUCAAGAAGAUCUAGAACAGGAGCAAGUGAGGGUCAAUUCUCUCACUCACAUGGUGGUAGUAGUUGAUGAAUCUAGUGGAGAUCAUGCAACCGCUGCUUUGGAAGAACAACUUAAGGUGCUGGGAGAUAGAUGGGCAAACAUCUGUAAGUGGACAGAAGAGCGCUGGGUUCUUUUGCAAGAUAUUCUUCUGAAAUGGCAGCGUUUUACUGAAGAACAGUGCCUUUUUAGUACAUGGCUUUCAGAAAAAGAAGAUGCAGUGAACAAGAUUCACACAACUGGCUUUAAAGACCAAAAUGAAAUGUUAUCAAGUCUUCAAAAAAUGGCUAUUUUAAAAGCAGAUCUAGAAAAGAAAAAACAAACAAUGGACAAACUCAGUUCACUCAGUCAAGAUCUUCUUUCAACGCUGAAAAAUAAGUCAGUGACACAAAAGAUUGAAGCAUGGAUGGAAAACUUUGCACAGCGUUGGGAUAAUUUAUUCCAAAAACUUGAAAAGAGCUCAUCACAAAUUUCACAGACUGUCACCACCACUCAGCCAUCACUAACACAGACAACUGUAAUGGAAACGGUAACUAUGGUGACCACAAGGGAACAAAUCCUGAUAAAGCAUGCCCAAGAGGAACUUCCACCCCCACCUCCACAAAAGAAGAGGCAAAUUAUUGUGGAUUCUGAAAUUAGGAAAAGGUUGGAUGUCGAUAUAACUGAACUUCACAGUUGGAUUACGCGUUCAGAAGCUGUGUUGCAGAGUCCUGAAUUUGCAAUCUAUCGAAAAGAAGGCAACUUCUCAGACCUUAAAGAAAAAGUCAAUGCCAUAGAGCGAGAAAAAGCGGAGAAAUCCAGAAAACUGCAAGAUGCCAGCAGAACAGCUCAGGCCCUGGUGGAACAGAUGGUGAAUGAGGGUGUUAAUGGUGACAGCAUCAGACAAGCCUCAGAACAACUGAACAGCAGGUGGACAGAGUUCUGCCAGUUGCUAAGUGAGAGACUUAACUGGUUAGAGUACCAGAACCGCAUCAUCACUUUCUAUAAUCAGCUGCAACAACUGGAACAGAUGACAACCACUGCUGAAAACUGGUUUAAAACCCAACCCACCUCCACUUCAGAUCCAACAGCACUUAAAAGCCAGUUAAAAAUCUGUAAGGAUGAAGUCAAAAGGAUGUCAGCUCUUCAAUCCCAAAUUGAGCGAUUAAAAAUUCAAAGCAUAGCUUUGAAAGAGGAAGGGAAAGGACCAAUGUUCCUGGACGCAGACUUUGUGGCCUUUACAAAUCAUUUUAACCAAGUCUUUGCUGAUAUGCAGGCCAAAGAGAAAGAGCUACAGACAAUUUGUGACAGUUUGCCACCAGUGCACUAUCAGGAGACAAUGAGUACCAUUCGGACAUGGAUCCAGCAAUCAGAAACCAAACUCUCUAUACCUCAGCUUAGUGUCACAGAAUACGAAAUCAUGGAGCAGCGACUUGGAGAGUUGCAGGCUUUGCAAAGUUCUCUGCAAGAGCAACAAACUGGCCUAAACUAUCUCAGCACCACUGUAAAAGAGAUGUCAAAGAAAGCACCUUCUGAAAUUAGCAGAAAAUAUCAAUCAGAAUUUGAGGAGAUAGACGAGCGCUGGAAGAAGGUAUCCUCACAGCUCCUUGAACAUUGUCAAAAGCUGGAUGAACAGAUGAAUAAACUUCGAAAAAUUCAGAAUCACAUAAAAACCCUGAAGAAAUGGAUGGCUGAAGUUGAUGUUUUCCUGAAGGAGGAAUGGCCAGCCCUUGGGGAUUCAGAAAUCCUUAAAAAACAGCUGAAACAGUGCCGACUUUUAGUCAAUGAUAUUCAGACAAUCCAGCCAAGUUUAAACAGUGUCAAUGAAGGCGGUCAGAAGAUCAAGAGUGAAGCAGAGCCAGAGUUUGCCUCCAGACUUGAUACAGAACUCAAAGAACUUAAUGCUCAGUGGGAGAACAUGUGCAGACAGGUCUACGCCAGAAAGGAAGCCUUAAAGGGAGGUUUGGAUAAAACUGUAAGCCUCCAGAAAGAUCUGUCAGAGAUGCAUGAAUGGAUGACACAAGCUGAAGAAGAAUAUCUAGAGAGGGAUUUUGAAUAUAAAACACCAGAUGAAUUACAGUCAGCAGUUGAAGAGAUGAAGAGAGCUAAAGAGGAGGCCCAGCAGAAGGAAACGAAAGUACAACUCCUUACUGAAACUGUGAAUAGUGUCAUAGCUCAAGCUCCACCUGCAGCACAAGAGGCCUUAAAAAAGGAACUUGACACUCUCACCACCAACUACCAGUGGCUCUGCACCAGGCUGAAUGGGAAAUGCAAGACUUUGGAAGAAGUUUGGGCAUGUUGGCACGAAUUAUUGUCAUACUUGGAAAAGGCAAACAAAUGGCUAAAUGAAGUAGAAUUAAAACUUAAAACCACUGAAAGUAUUCCUGGUGGAGCUGAAGAAAUUUCUGAGGUGCUAGAAUCUCUUGAAAAUUUGAUGCGGCAUUCAGAGGAUAACCCGAAUCAAAUUCGCAUUUUGGCACAGACCUUAACAGAUGGUGGCGUCAUGGAUGAGCUGAUCAAUGAGGAACUCGAGACAUUUAAUUCUCGUUGGCGAGAACUACAUGAAGAGGCUGUGAGGAGGCAAAAGUUGCUUGAACAGAGUAUUCAGUCUGCCCAAGAGAUUGAAAAAUCUUUACACUUAAUUCAGGAAUCCCUUGAAUCCAUUGACAAGCAGUUGGCAACUUAUAUUGCUGACAAAGUGGACGCAGCUCAGAUGCCUCAAGAAGCACAGAAAAUUCAAUCAGAUUUGACAAGUCAUGAGAUCAGCUUAGAAGAAAUGAAGAAACGUAACCAGGGGAAGGAUGCUGCCCAAAGAGUUCUAUCCCAAAUUGAUAUUGCACAGAAAAAACUGCAAGAUGUCUCCUUGAAGUUUCGAUUAUUCCAGAAACCUGCCAAUUUUGAACAGCGUCUGGAGGAAAGUAAGAUGAUUUUAGAUGAAGUGAAGACGCACUUGCCUGCGUUGGAAACGAAGAGUAUUGAACAGGAAGUAGUACAGUCACAGUUAAAUCACUGUGUGAAUUUGUAUAAAAGUCUGAGUGAAGUGAAGUCUGAAGUGGAAAUGGUGAUAAAAACAGGACGUCAGAUUGUACAGAAAAAGCAGACAGAAAACCCUAAAGAGCUGGAUGAAAGAGUAACAGCUUUGAAAUUACAUUAUAAUGAGUUGGGUGCAAAGGUAACAGAAAGAAAGCAACAACUGGAGAAAUGCUUAAAAUUAUCCCGUAAGAUGCGAAAGGAAAUGAAUGUCGUGACAGAGUGGCUGGCAGCUACAGAUAUGGAAUUGACGAAGAGGUCAGCAGUUGAAGGAAUGCCAUGUAACUUGGAUUCUGAAGUUGCCUGGGGAAAGGCUAUUCAAAAAGAGGUUGAGAAACAGAAGGUUCACUUGAAGAGUGUCACAGAGAUAGGAGAGGCGUUGAAGGCAGUGCUGGGCAAGAAAGAGACUUUGGUGGAAGAUAAACUCAGUCUUCUGAAUAGUAACUGGAUAGCAGUCACUUCCCGAGCAGAAGAGUGGCUAAACCUUUUGUUGGAAUACCGGAGACACAUGGACACCUUUGACCAGAAUGUGGAUCACAUCACAAAGUGGAUAAAUCAAGCUGAUGCACUUUUGGAUGAAUCUGAGAAAAAGAAAGGCCAAUAUAAAGAAGACAUACUUAAGCGCUUAAAGGCUGAAAUGAAUGACAUACGCCCAAAAGUGGAAUCCACACGCGACCAAGCAGCGAACUUGAUGGCAAACCGUGGCAACCACUGCAGGAAACUAGUAGAGCCCAAAAUCUCAGAGCUCAACCACCGAUUUGCAGCCCUUUCUCACAGAAUUAAGACUGGAAAGGCCUCCAUUCCUUUGAAGGAAUUGGAGCAGUUUAACUCAGAUAUACAAAAAUUGCUUGAACCACUGGAGGCUGAAAUUCAGCAGGGGGUGAAUCUCAAAGAGGAAGACUUCAAUAAAGAUAUGAGUGAAGACAAUGAGGGUACUGUAAAAGAAUUGUUGCAAAGAGGAGACAACUUACAACAAAGAAUCACAGAUGAGAGAAAGCGAGAGGAAAUAAAGAUAAAACAGCAGCUGUUACAGACAAAACAUAAUGCUCUCAAGGAUUUGAGGUCUCAAAGAAGAAAAAAGGCUCUAGAAAUUUCUCAUCAGUGGUAUCAGUACAAGAGGCAGGCUGACGAUCUCCUGAAAUGCUUGGAUGACAUUGAAAAAAAAUUAGCCAGCCUACCUGAACCCAGAGAUGAAAGGAAAAUAAAGGAAAUUGAUCGUGAAUUGCAGAAGAAGAAAGAGGAGCUGAAUGCAGUACGUAGGCAAGCUGAGGGCUUGUCUGAGGAUGGGGCCGCAAUGGCAGUGGAGCCAACUCAGAUCCAGCUCAGCAAGCGCUGGCGGGAAAUUGAGAGCAAAUUUGCUCAGUUUCGAAGACUCAACUUUACACAAAUUCACACUCUGCAUGAAGAAACCAUGAGGGUGAUGACUGAAGACAUGCCUUCGGAAAUUUCUUAUGUGCCUUCUGCUUAUAUGACUGAGAUCACUCAUGUCUCACAAGCCCUUUCCGAAGUGGAACAAAUUCUCAAUGCUCCUGAACUCUGUGCUAAAGAUUUUGAAGAUCUCUUUAAACAAGAGGAGUCCCUGAAGAAUAUAAAAGAUAAUCUGCAACAAAUCUCAGGUCGGAUUGACCUUAUUCACAGCAAGAAGAUGGCAGCACUGCAAAGUGCUUCCCCUGCGGAAAGGCCCAAGCUACAGGAAGCCCUUGCACAGCUUGAUUUCCAAUGGGAAAAAGUCAACAAACUAUACAAGGAUCAGCAAGGACGAUUUGACAGAUCUGUUGAGAAAUGGCGGCGUUUUCAUUAUGACAUGAAGAUAUUUAAUCAAUGGCUAACAGAAGCUGAACAAUUUUUCAAAAAGACACAGAUUCCUGAAAAUUGGGAGCAUGCUAAGUACAAAUGGUAUCUUAAGGAAAAUACGUCAAAUAACAGAUGUGGUACAGUUAGAACAUAUAUAUCAAAGAGUAUAGCCCAUUAUCAAUUCUCAGCUGGAGCCUGGAAAAAAAAAGACAAGGAACUCCAGGAUGGCAUUGGGCAGCGACAAACUGUUGUCAGAAUACUGAAUGCAACUGGAGAAGAAAUAAUUCAACAGUCCUCAAAAACAGAUGCUAAUAUUCUACAGGAAAAAUUGAGAAGCUUGAAUCUGCGGUGGCAGGAGAUCUGCAAACAGCUGACAGAAAGGAAAAAAAGGCAAGAAGAACAAAAGAAUAUCUUGUCGGAAUUUCAAAGAGAUUUAAAUGAGUUUGUUUUAUGGUUGGAAGAGGUGGAUAACAUUACCUGUAUUCCCCUUGAACUUGGAAAUGAGCAACAGCUAACAGAAAAGCUCGAACAAAUCAAGUUAUUGGAGGAAGAGCUUCCCCUGCGCCAGGGAAUUCUAAAACAAUUAAAUGAAACCAGAGGAAUAGCACUUGUAAGUGCUCCCAUAAGCCCAGAAGAGCAAGAUAAACUUGAAAAUAAACUCAAGCACACAAACCUCCAGUGGAUAAAGGUUUCUAGAGCUUUACCUGAAAAACAAAGAGAACUUGAGCUUCACAUAAAAGACCUUGGGCAGCUUGAGGAACAAUUAGAUCAUUUGCUUUUGUGGCUCUCUCCUGUUAGGAGUCAGUUGGAAAUUUAUAAUCAACCAAAUCAAACUGGACCAUUUGACAUUAAGGAAACUGAAGUAGCAGUUCAAGCUAAACAACCGGAUGUGGAAAAGAUUUUGUCUAAAGGGCAGCAUUUGUACAAGGAAAAACCAGCCGCUCAGCCAGUGAAGAGGAAGUUGGAAGACCUGAGCUCUGAGUGGGCGGCAGUAAACCACUUACUUCGAGAACUGAGAGCAAAGCAGCCUGACCUGACUCCUGGACUGCCCACUGUUGGAGCCUCUGCUAGUCAGACUGUUACUCUAGUGACACAACCUGUGGUUACCAAGGAAACUGCCAUCUCCAAACUAGAAAUGCCAUCUUCCUUGCUGUUGGAGGUACCUGCUCUGGCAGAUUUCAACCGGGCUUGGACAGAACUUACCGAUUGGCUUUCUCUGCUUGAUCAAGUUAUAAAAUCACAAAGGGUGAUGGUGGGUGAUCUUGAAGACAUCAACGAGAUGAUCAUCAAACAGAAGAUAGUGGAUUCCCUGAUGAAUUGUCAUCUCCAAGGGACAACACUACAGGAUUUGGAACAGAGGCGCCCCCAGUUGGAAGAACUCAUUACUGCUGCUCAGAAUUUGAAAAACAAAACCAGCAAUCAAGAAGCUAGAACAAUCAUUACAGAACGAAUUGAAAGAAUUCAGAAUCAGUGGGAUGAAGUACAAGAACACUUUCAGAACCGGAGGCAACAGUUAAAUGAAAUGUUAAAGGAUUCAACACAAUGGCUGGAAGCUAAAGAAGAAGCUGAGCAGGUCAUAGGACAGGCCAGAGCCAAGCUUGAGUCGUGGAAGGAGGGCCCUUACACAGCGGAUGCAAUCCAGCAGAAAAUCACGGAAACCAAGCAAUUGGCCAAAGACCUCCGCCAGUGGCAGAUCAAUGUAGAUGUGGCAAAUGACUUGGCACUGAAACUUCUCCGGGAUUAUUCUACAGAUGACACCAGAAAGGUACACAUGAUGACAGAGAACAUCAAUGCCUCCUGGGGAAACAUCCAUAAAAGAGUGAAUGAGAGAGAGGCUGCACUGGAAGAAACUCAUAGAUUACUGAAACAGUUCCCCCUGGACCUGGAGAAGUUUCUGGCCUGGCUGACAGAAGCUGAAACAACUGCCAAUGUCCUACAGGAUGCUACCCAUAAGGAGAGGCUGCUAGAAGACUCCAAGGGAGUCAGAGAGCUGAUGAAACAGUGGCAAGACCUCCAAGGAGAAAUUGAAGCCCACACUGAUAUCUAUCACAACCUCGAUGAAAAUGGCCAAAAAAUCCUGAGAUCCUUGGAAGGUUCAGAUGAAGCAACCCUGUUACAGAGACGUUUGGAUAACAUGAACUUCAAGUGGAGUGAACUUCGGAAAAAAUCUCUCAAUAUUAGGUCGCAUUUGGAAGCCAGUUCUGACCAGUGGAAGCGUCUGCACCUUUCUCUUCAGGAGCUUCUGGUGUGGCUACAACUGAAAGAUGACGAAUUAAGCCGCCAGGCACCUAUUGGAGGCGAUUUCCCAGCAGUUCAGAAGCAGAAUGAUGUACACAGGGCCUUCAGGAGGGAAUUGAAAACUAAAGAACCUGUAAUCAUGAGUACUCUUGAGACUGUACGAAUAUUUCUGACAGAGCAGCCUUUGGAAGGAAUGGAGAAACUCUACCAGGAGCCCAGAGAGCUACCUCCUGAGGAGAGAGCCCAGAAUGUCACUCGUCUCCUACGAAAGCAGGCUGAAGAAGUCAACACUGAGUGGGAGAAACUGAACUUGCACUCUGCUGACUGGCAGAGAAAACUAGAUGAAGCCUUGGAAAGACUGCAGGAACUUCAGGAAGCUACCGAUGAGCUGGAUAUCAAGCUGCGCCAGGCUGAGGUGAUCAGGGGGUCCUGGCAGCCUGUAGGUGAUCUCCUCAUUGACUCUCUUCAAGAUCACCUCGAAAAAGUCAAGACACUUCGUGGAGAAAUCACACCUCUUAAAGAGAAUGUGAGUCAUGUCAACGACCUUGCUCGCCAGCUGACCACGUUGGGCAUUCAGCUCUCCCCAUAUAACCUCAGCACUCUGGAAGACCUGAACAGCAGGUGGAAGCUUCUGCAGAUGGCUGUUGAGGAUCGAGUCAGGCAGCUGCAUGAAGCCCAUAGGGACUUUGGCCCAGCAUCCCAGCAUUUCCUUUCCACUUCUGUUCAGGGCCCGUGGGAGAGAGCCAUCUCACCGAACAAAGUGCCCUACUAUAUAAACCACGAGACCCAAACAACUUGCUGGGAUCAUCCCAAAAUGACAGAGCUCUACCAGUCUUUAGCUGACCUGAAUAAUGUCAGGUUCUCAGCCUAUAGAACUGCCAUGAAGCUCAGAAGACUGCAGAAAGCCCUUUGCUUGGAUCUCUUGAGCCUCUCUGCUGCAUGUGAUGCCUUGGAUCAGCACAACCUCAAGCAAAAUGACCAGCCCAUGGAUAUCCUGCAGGUCAUUAAUUGUUUGACCACUAUUUAUGAUCGCCUGGAGCAAGAGCACAACAAUUUGGUCAAUGUCCCUCUCUGUGUGGAUAUGUGUCUCAACUGGCUGCUGAACGUUUAUGAUACGGGACGAACGGGGAGGAUCCGUGUUCUGUCUUUUAAAACUGGCAUCAUUUCUCUGUGUAAAGCACAUUUGGAAGACAAGUACAGAUACCUUUUCAAGCAAGUGGCAAGUUCUACAGGAUUCUGUGACCAGCGCAGGCUGGGCCUCCUUCUGCAUGAUUCUAUCCAAAUCCCAAGACAGUUGGGUGAGGUCGCAUCCUUUGGGGGCAGCAACAUAGAGCCAAGUGUCAGGAGCUGCUUCCAAUUUGCUAAUAAUAAGCCCGAGAUUGAAGCAGCCCUCUUCCUGGACUGGAUGAGACUGGAGCCCCAGUCCAUGGUGUGGCUGCCUGUCCUACACAGAGUGGCUGCUGCAGAAACUGCCAAGCACCAGGCCAAGUGUAACAUCUGCAAGGAGUGCCCAAUCAUUGGAUUCAGGUACAGGAGUCUAAAGCACUUUAAUUAUGACAUCUGCCAAAGCUGCUUCUUUUCUGGUCGAGUUGCAAAAGGACAUAAAAUGCACUAUCCCAUGGUAGAAUAUUGCACUCCGACUACAUCCGGAGAAGAUGUCCGUGACUUUGCCAAGGUACUAAAAAACAAAUUUCGAACCAAAAGGUAUUUUGCGAAGCAUCCCCGAAUGGGCUACCUGCCAGUGCAGACUGUCUUAGAGGGGGACAACAUGGAAACUCCCGUUACUCUGAUCAACUUCUGGCCAGUAGAUUCUGCGCCUGCCUCGUCCCCUCAGCUUUCACACGAUGAUACUCAUUCACGCAUUGAGCAUUAUGCUAGCAGGCUAGCAGAAAUGGAAAACAGCAAUGGAUCUUAUCUAAAUGAUAGCAUCUCUCCUAAUGAGAGCAUAGAUGAUGAACAUUUGUUAAUCCAGCAUUACUGCCAAAGUUUGAACCAGGACUCCCCCCUGAGCCAGCCUCGUAGUCCUGCCCAGAUCUUGAUUUCCUUAGAGAGUGAGGAAAGAGGGGAGCUAGAGAGAAUCCUAGCAGAUCUUGAGGAAGAAAACAGGAAUCUGCAAGCAGAAUAUGAUCGUCUGAAGCAGCAGCAUGAACACAAAGGCCUGUCCCCACUGCCGUCCCCUCCAGAAAUGAUGCCCACUUCUCCCCAGAGUCCUCGGGAUGCUGAACUCAUUGCUGAGGCCAAGCUACUGCGUCAACACAAAGGCCGCCUGGAAGCCAGGAUGCAAAUCCUGGAAGACCAUAAUAAACAGCUGGAGUCACAGUUACAUAGGCUAAGGCAGCUGCUAGAGCAACCCCAGGCAGAGGCCAAGGUGAAUGGCACCACGGUGUCCUCUCCUUCUACUUCUCUACAGAGGUCAGACAGCAGUCAGCCUAUGCUUCUUCGAGUGGUUGGCAGUCAAACUUCAGAAUCUAUGGGCGAGGAAGAUCUUCUCAGCCCUCCCCAGGACACAAGCACAGGGUUAGAGGAAGUGAUGGAGCAACUCAACAACUCCUUCCCCAGUUCAAGAGGACACAAUGUAGGAAGCCUUUUCCACAUGGCAGAUGAUUUGAGCAGAGCAAUGGAGUCCUUAGUUUCAGUCAUGACAGAUGAAGAAGGAGCAGAAUAAAUGUUUUUCAACUCCUGAUUCCCGCAUGGUUUUUAUAAUAUUCAUACAACAAAGAGGAUUAGACAGUAAGAGUUUACAAGAAAUAAAAUCUAUAUUUUUGUGAAGGGUAGUGGUACUAUACUGUAGAUUUCAGUAGUUUCUAAGUCUGUUAUUGUUUUGUUAACAAUGGCAGGUUUUACACGUCUAUGCAAUUGUACAAAAAAGUUAUAAGAAAACUACAUGUAAAAUCUUGAUAGCUAAAUAACUUGCCAUUUCUUUAUAUGGAACGCAUUUUGGGUUGUUUAAAAAUUUAUAACAGUUAUAAAGAAAGAUUGUAAACUAAAGUGUGCUUUAUAAAAAAAAAAGUUGUUUAUAAAAACCCCUAAAAACAAACACCAUACACAUGCGCACACACAGACACACACACACAGACACACACACACACACACACACACACACACACACACACACACAAACUGAGGCAGCACAUUGUUUUGCAUUUUUUAGUGUGAUAUUCAUAUGGAAUUCAUGGCAUUUUUCUUUUCUUACAUAUUAAAGGUAGGACUUAACGCUAACACCACCAAAUGACUACUUCGUGUUGCUUUUUUGAGAAUUAUUGACUGAGUGGGUCUGACUGUGCACUCUCAUGUUACCCAUCUAUAUGUCUAUAAGUAUGUAAAUACUAUAGGUGUAUAGAUACAUAGGCGUGAAUUUCUGUAGACCUUUUUACAUUACUUCAGAUGUUCCUACCACUUCCUGAUGGAAAAAAGAUGCCUCAGUCAUCCUGGCUGACCUGCUUGGCCUAGGAUGAGUUUUUCCUGGAGCCUGAAGCCAGGAGGGAGCUACCAUGCUAAAACAUUAUAUGUGGGGCUCCAGAUGUUUCUCAUUUUAAACUUUUCACUGACAACUAGAGCAUUGAAUUUUUUAAAAAGGAACAUGUGAAUGAAUACACAAGACUUAUUAUGUCACUAUAAUCUGUUGGAUGAUGUAUUCAGCUUCUUGCUGCUGCCUGUGCCACAAUUUCGAUUUAAUGAUGCUUCUUUCGUGGAAGUCAGAGCACCACAAGGCAUUUUUAACUCGCAGGCACUAGGAAGAUUAUGGUGGGGCUGGGGGCUAUGGAGGCCCAGCCAAUACCUGCAAGGCAGCGGCCACUCUUGAAGUAAAGGUCUGGGUGAAUAUUCAUAACCAUCCAUAUUUAUGCUUUCUAACUACAGCUCAAUUAUUCUGCCUGCUCACAGUAAAACAGAAGUGGGUGGUUUUGACGCUAUUGUUGUUUAGAUAUUUUUCCUCAUCACAAUGAAUGUUUCAAUGCUGCAGACUUAGUUUAAAAUAACUCUUGGAAAAUGGUAUAAGACUGUAGCCGCGUCACAUUGUGUGACACUGAUAAAUACCAAACCAGAAGCCUAUGAACUGUGUUUCUCCCUUGGCAGUUGUCUGCCACUAAUUCCACAUAGGUUUGUAAGUGGGAAGAGAAAUCAAUUUGAAUGAUCCAAAAAGCAAAAGUUUCUCCAAAGCUUUUCUGGGGAAUUAGGCAAGUGUUAAAUAUAUUUAAAAAAAAAUUGUUCAAGAGGAGGAAAAAAAGAAAAAAGGAAAGCUAAGGACUGGCAGGAAAAGCUUUACUCUUUCAUGUCAUUUUAUUACUCUUUCAUUUUAUAAAAAUCAUUAAUUCAGUAGAAAUCACCGUGUGUCCUGUUAUUUUGCAAAUCUAUUACUCUGCCAUCAAGUGUAAUUAACUUUUGGAGAGUGGGUUUUGUCCAUUAUUUUAUUAAUGAUAAUUAACAUCAAACACAGCUUCUCAUGCUAUUUCUACCUCACUUUGGUUUUGGGGUGUUCCUGGUAAUUGUGCACAUCUGAUUUCACAGCUUCACUUGUCUAUUGUGUGGACAUUUUUCAUUUUCCUUUUCCUCUAUAAUUUUCAAAAGAAAAUCCAAAGCUCUAAGGUAACAAAUUACAAGGAGAUUUGGUUUUAGUCUUGGAUUUGUUCCCUUAUGUGACACUGGACUUUUCCUAUACUCACAGAUUUGUUUUAACUAAGAAUUAAAACAAAAGGGGUUACUUUACAUCCUAAUAAGUUUUAAGUUUCACUCUAAAAUCAGAGGUAGUAUGCAUAAUUUGUUUUAAUCUUGUUUUCUUUUAUCUUUUAGAUAUUAGUUCUCGAGUGAGUCUGUCAAAAUAUUUGAAUAAAAACUGAGAGCUUUAUUGCUGAGUUUAAAGCUUAAUUUGGAUAUUAUUUUGUGUUCUUUAUAACCACCAAGUAUUAAACUGUAAAUCAUAGUCAAUGUAACUGAAGCAUAAACAUCACAUGGCAUGUUAUGUCAUUGUUUUCAGGUACUGGGUUCUUACUUGAGUAUCAUAAUAUAUUGUGUUUUAACACCAACACUGUAACAUUUACUAAUUAUUUUUUUAAACUUCAGUUUUACUGCAUUUUCACAACAUAUCAGACUUCACCAAAUAUAUGCCUUACUAUUGUAUUAUAUUACUGCUUUACUGUGUAUCUCAAUAAAGCACGCAGUUAUGUUACAAA
This is a messenger RNA of Cavia porcellus (domestic guinea pig), 14380 nucleotides long. It is a transcript of the gene Dmd, whose product is annotated as dystrophin. Bases 661 to 11877 code for a protein of 3738 amino acids. Gene Ontology annotation, cellular component: sarcolemma. NCBI's taxonomy places the organism in Eukaryota, Metazoa, Chordata, Mammalia, Rodentia, Caviidae. Gene Ontology annotation, biological process: muscle cell development; regulation of muscle system process; synaptic signaling. The record is from RefSeq and is a predicted model, not a curated record. The transcript is spliced from 80 exons. Gene Ontology annotation, molecular function: protein binding; zinc ion binding.